This is a messenger RNA of Kwoniella shivajii, 1701 nucleotides long. RefSeq lists its product as uncharacterized. The transcript has 3 exons. Bases 1 to 1701 code for a protein of 566 amino acids. Lineage: Eukaryota; Fungi; Basidiomycota; Tremellomycetes; Tremellales; Cryptococcaceae. The record is from RefSeq and is a predicted model, not a curated record.
AUGUCAAGUACCAUCGAAGAUCCUGGAGAUUGGGGCAUAGCUUUGCCCGCGUUUGAAGGGAUUCUCACUAAGCAGACAAGGACACUCCUCCGACCAUUCUCACGAUUUUCAAUCUCUUCUUUAUUCCGCUCUUCUACGGCACCAUUACCCUCUAUCUCCCUUAUGAGUCCUCUGCUCUCCCUUGCAGCCACCACCCCCGAUGACCACCUACCUUCCCAUAAGGAGGUCCUCAAAUCGCUUGAGGGAUUGAAGGACUUUGCCACCCAGUUCAAGCAAGUGGUGAUUAUACGAAAAUUCAAUGUUGAAGAUGAGGGUAUCCUCGAAUGUUUGGCUAAGCUCAUCGAGGGAUACUUAGCUGGAGUGUACGUUACUUCUAGAAGCUUGUGGGAUGAUCCAAUCACCUUGGGGAGUUUGGAAGAAGAAGCGGAAGAACUUAAAAUCGCUCUCAAACAAAGUUUACAAGGAUUCUUCGUCGUUCACCAAAUCUUGACUCAACGGAAUUGUCCAACAAACGAAGCAGACAGGCAUAUACUGGGAUCACUCUUCCCUUCGAAUCUGUCAAAGUUUCAUCAUCUCUCGCCGCUUCUCGCUCAUCCUCGUCAGGUCAUAGCAUACCUCCAGACUCAUACGACCAGACCUGUAGCUCAACCGAAGUUCAAGUCCCCCAUACAGAUUUCGAUGACAUCUGCUUUUCCUGAAUUGGUAUCUGACAAUGAAUUCCUGUACGUGAUGUCGCUGCUGGACAUACUCUCCAGCGGUAUAGAAAAAGUGGAGAUACUGAACGGACCAGCAAUUUCUAAGAAUGACAGAGGCAUGGAGGAUGACUGCGGAAGACCUCUUAGAGUGAAUAUGGAAAUCAAGAUACUCAAGUGUGAUUUGCUUUUAAGUGUGACGACCAAGAAGAUUGGAGAAGUGAAGAAAAGAGCUCUAGCUAAACUCGAAGGUGUAACUCAUGAAUCAGAAGUUGAGUCGCGAGGAAAUGACAAUGCUUCAGCUGGUGGUAAGGGGACAAAAGGCGACCAAGACGAUGUCAAACCUGACUUGAUUAUAAUACACGAUCUUUCGAGUAUAGCCUCGACCAAUCAAACUGGACGGGUUGAAUCAGAUAUUCCUGAGGAGGCACAAGGUGUCGCUUGGGAAAUGAUUACUGAAGAUUCCCUUGUGGAUUGCCUUCAAUCGGCCAAAAAUAUCAUCGAGCAAGGUCAAAUCGAUGUCUUAAAAUCACAUAUAGAAGCUUCCGACUGGUUAGGAGAUGAAGGGGUGUUUUACUUUAAGGGUCAAGCUGAAAAUAGGAAGGCAAAAUCACCAUCGCUUGAUCCAACUGAACGAUCGGAUUCCGAGAGCGAAUUUGACUUUGAAAGUGAUACAGAAGUCGAUUCUCUGAAUGGUCAAGAUGGUUCAGCCCAUCCUUGUCCUUUACGAACGAUUUUCAGAUUACAUGAUAGGUACGAAGAACAACGGCUCGCUAUCUGGCUGAAUCUUCCUUCGAGUGAAAGGUGUAAAAUGGGCUGGUUCAUGCGUGGUGAAGAUGGGAAAGUAGGAAGUACUUGGGACGCGUUUGGUUUAGCAGUCAUGAUGGAGUAUGAUACAGUAACCCUUCUUAAUCACGGGCUUGAAGCGGAUAAGUUAGAUAAGUGGGUCGAGUUGGCUUCCGUGAAGAAUACGAAGAGAAUCAAGAAAAGAGGAAGAAAGAUGACUUGA